Messenger RNA from Marmota flaviventris (yellow-bellied marmot), 1704 nucleotides. It is a transcript of the gene Cxcr4, whose product is annotated as C-X-C motif chemokine receptor 4. Gene Ontology annotation, molecular function: C-C chemokine receptor activity; C-C chemokine binding. Gene Ontology annotation, cellular component: membrane; external side of plasma membrane. Lineage: Eukaryota; Metazoa; Chordata; Mammalia; Rodentia; Sciuridae. Gene Ontology annotation, biological process: immune response; cell chemotaxis; neurogenesis. The record is from RefSeq and is a predicted model, not a curated record.
ACUUCAAUCUGUUGGCUGUUGCAGCAGGUAGCAAAGUGACCCUGAGGACCUGAAUUCUCCCGUGGCUUCCGCGACUGGAGAAGGAGCGGCUACCAUGGAAGGGAUCAGUAUAUACACCUCAGAUAACUACUCAGAGGAAUUGGGCUCAGGGGACUAUGACUCUAUAAAGGAACCCUGCUUCCGGGAGGAAAGUGCCCAUUUCAACCGUAUCUUCCUGCCCACCAUCUACUCCAUCAUCUUUUUGACUGGCAUUGUGGGCAACGGAUUGGUGAUCCUGGUCAUGGGUUACCAGAAGAAAUUGAGAAGCAUGACGGACAAGUACAGGCUGCAUCUGUCAGUGGCCGACCUCCUUUUUGUCAUCACGCUUCCAUUCUGGGCUGUUGAUGCUGUGGCAAAUUGGUACUUUGGGAAAUUUCUAUGCAAAGCAGUUCAUGUCAUCUAUACUGUCAACCUGUAUAGUAGUGUCCUCAUCCUGGCCUUUAUCAGUCUGGACCGAUACCUGGCCAUUGUUCAUGCCACCAAUAGUCAGAGGCCAAGAAAGCUGUUGGCUGAAAAGGCGGUGUAUGUUGGCGUCUGGAUCCCUGCUCUCCUGCUAACUAUUCCUGAUUUCAUCUUUGCCAAUAUCAGUGAGGCAGAAGGGAAAUAUAUCUGUGACCGCUUUUACCCCAAUGACUUGUGGGUAGUUGUAUUCCAGUUUCAGCACAUCAUGGUUGGCCUUAUCCUGCCUGGUAUUGUCAUCCUGUCCUGCUAUUGCAUUAUCAUCUCUAAGCUGUCACACUCCAAGGGCCACCAGAAGCGCAAGGCACUCAAGACCACCGUCAUCCUCAUCCUGGCUUUCUUUGCCUGCUGGCUGCCCUACUACAUUGGGAUCAGUAUCGACUCUUUCAUUCUUCUAGAAAUCAUCAAACAAGGAUGUGAAUUUGAGAACACUGUGCACAAGUGGAUUUCCAUCACCGAGGCCCUUGCAUUUUUCCACUGUUGCCUGAAUCCCAUCCUCUAUGCCUUCCUUGGAGCCAAAUUUAAAACCUCAGCCCAGCAUGCACUCACCUCUGUGAGCAGAGGGUCCAGCCUCAAGAUUCUCUCCAAAGGCAAACGAGGUGGACAUUCUUCUGUUUCAACUGAGUCUGAGUCUUCAAGUUUUCACUCCAGCUAACGUUGAUGUAAAAGACUUUUUUUUUAAUAUGAAAAAGAACUUUUUUUUAAGUUACACGUUUUUCAGAUAUAAAAGACUGACCAAUACUGUACAGUUUUUAAUGACUGUUGGAUUUUUGUCUUGUGUUUUUUAGUUUUUGUGAGGUUUAAUUGACUUAUUUAUAUAAAUAUUUUUUUGUUUGUUUCAUGUUAAUGAGUGUCUAGGCAGGACCUGUGGCCAAGUUCUUAGUUGCUGUAUGUCUGGUUGUAGGACUUUAGAAAAGGGAACUGAACAUUCUAGAGUGUGUAGUGAAUCACGUAAAGCUAGAAAUUAUCCUCAGCUGUUUGUGCAUAAAUAAUCUUUCCAUUCCAGUGGAACAUCUUUUUAUUUCUCCCCUUUUCUUAAGUUGUUUGGUUACACUGUGUGAUUUUGCUCUAGAAGACAGCACUUAUAACCAAAGUCUUAAGUGGUAUAAAAAUACUGGUUUUUCAGUUUUCAGGAAUGGGUUGAUUUCAGCACCUACAAUGUACAGUCUUGUAUUAAGUUGUUAAUAAAAGUACAUGAUAAACUUC